AAGGAACAAGCAGGAGUCGGGAAUUGUCUUGCUUUGGAGUUUGUUGCAACUACGAAAUCUGGCAUUGAUCCAACAUUAUCGCCAGCCUAAUUGUUUCAAGUUGCCGCGAUCACGGCAGCGCGAAGCAGCUUCCACUGUUUAGUCUCUGACAACCCAACUCACUUCACUGCAUACGUAAUUGCCUACCUGUUGUUUGUUAUGACAGAUUGCCGCAUUGCUUGAGCGCUGAAGUCAUCCCUGUACGAGCUCUUACUUUUUGCUCUUGCCCUUGCUCUUACGAGUUCCGAAUCCCUCACUUGCGCAUCCGAACAAGCAUCCGAAUAACGAAACACCGCACUUGCCAUUCAUGAUUCUCAACACCAAUAACCCUUUCGGCAUAACACGAUAGUUGCAACGAUACUCUUCCUCGCGCCCUAGUCGACCCGAACCCGACAUAGCAUCAGAGGCUGCCAAUCCGAUAUGUCUGGACGAGCGCCUCCAGGAGGCAGCUCCCGCCAAAACGACGACCUUCUACUGGACUUGGAUGACCAGCCUACGUAUAGCUACAAUAGCGGCCAGCGGGCAGAUGAUGCUCCUUCCCGACCUUCCGUAUCCUAUGAUGAUUUCAUUGGCGCUGGAGCUGGAGCUGGAGCUGGAGCUGGACCUGGGCCCGAAGCUGGGAUACACAACCAAACGACACACCCUUCUGUCAAGAACCCCCCCGUAGGCGCAACGAGCUCUGGCCCGCGUCCGCCGUACUUGGGACAGGCCGACAGGCAAUACAGCCAAACAUCAGGUCUGGACAACUACCAGAGAUACGCAGACGACUUCGACGACUACCCCGAAGAUUCCCAAUCCUACUACCAGCACGGCGGCAACGGUACGCAAGCGCGUGAAAAUGCCAGGAAACGCAACAGUGUGCUUGGACUAGGCGGGGGCUUUAUGGGAAGAGCUAAGAAGAUGAUGGGCAUGGGCCAAGGAUACUCGGAAAUGGACCUGCCGCUGACGGAACCCGGCGGUCGAGGGCGAACGGAUUCCACUGUCGAGCCGCAACAGAAACAGGGCAAGAAGUUCGACCUGAAGAACUUCAAGUUCGGGUUUGGGGGGAGCAAGCCAGAUCCAUCCACACUCGGUCCCAGGAUAAUACACCUCAACAACCCCCCGGCGAACGCGGCAAACAAAUAUGUCGACAACCAUAUUUCUACCGCCAAGUACAAUGUCGCCACAUUCUUACCAAAAUUCCUUCUCGAGCAGUUCUCCAAGUUCGCCAAUGUUUUCUUCUUGUUUACAGCAGCAUUGCAGCAGAUCCCCAAUCUCUCCCCGACGAAUCGUUAUACGACUAUCGGACCCUUGAUUGUCGUAUUAAUGGUAUCAGCCGGAAAAGAAUUGGUCGAGGAUUAUCGGAGGAAGCAGGCUGAUAGUGCGCUGAACAAUUCCAAAGCAAGGGUGCUGCGUGGAUCAAACUUCGAGGACACCAAAUGGGUAAAUGUGGCCGUCGGGGAUAUUGUCCGAGUCGAGUCCGAAGAACCAUUCCCUGCUGAUCUGGUGCUCUUGGCUAGUUCCGAGCCGGAGGGAUUAUGUUAUAUCGAAACAGCGAAUCUCGAUGGAGAAACCAAUCUGAAGAUUAAGCAGGCUAUUCCGGAAACCUCGCCUCUGAUCAGUACCAACGAGCUUAGUAGGCUUGGUGGCAGACUCCGCUCCGAGCAACCGAAUAGUAGCUUGUACACCUAUGAAGCAACCCUGACCAUGGCAGCCGGCGGCGGCGAGAAGGAAUUGCCGUUGAAUCCUGAGCAGCUACUUCUGCGUGGUGCUACUUUGAGGAACACGCCCUGGAUUCAUGGUAUCGUUGUCUUUACUGGACACGAAACCAAGUUGAUGCGCAAUGCGACGGCAACGCCGAUCAAGCGGACCAAGGUUGAGCGCCAGCUGAAUGUCCUUGUACUAGCCCUGAUAGGUCUGCUUCUUGUGCUAAGCGCUAUUUGUACCAUUGGUGACCUGGUCUUCCGAUCUUCCAGAGGCGGUUCAGUUCCCUAUCUCAUGCUUGACUCCCUCGACGGCGCCAGCAUCGUCGUCCAGACCAUCUUCAAAGAUCUGGUCACCUACUGGGUACUCUUCUCAGCUCUGGUCCCAAUCUCUUUGUUUGUCACUAUAGAAAUGGUCAAGUAUUGGCACGGUAUUCUCAUCAAUGACGACCUUGACAUCUACUAUGACAAGAACGACACCCCUGCCAAUUGCCGAACAUCAAGUUUGGUUGAGGAGCUUGGCAUGGUUGGCUUCGUUUUCUCCGAUAAGACAGGAACCCUGACAUGCAACAUGAUGGAGUUCAAGCAGUGCUCAAUUGCUGGAAUUCAAUAUGCUGAUGAGGUUCCUGAAGACCGGCGUGCCACAGUCCAGGACGGCGUGGAAGUAGGCGUGCAUGAUUUCAAGCGGCUCCGGGAGAACUGCAAGAACCACGAAAGCGCACCAGCAAUUCACCACUUCCUCGGUCUAUUGUCCACUUGUCACACAGUUAUUCCUGAGCGAGACGAGUCCAAGGGUGGGAAGAUCAAAUACCAGGCCGCUUCACCUGACGAGGGUGCUUUAGUCGAAGGUGCUUUGGAGCUUGGGUACAAAUUCAUUGCUCGUAAGCCUCGUUCCGUCCUUAUUGAAGUCGAGGGUAAGGAGUACGAGUAUACGCUGCUGGCGGUUUGUGAAUUUAACUCAACAAGGAAGAGAAUGUCAACCAUCUACCGUUGUCCCGAUGGGAAGAUCAGAUGUUACACCAAAGGAGCCGACACCGUCAUCCUCGAGCGGCUUUCUGAGAACAACCCGCAUGUGGAUGCUACCUUAAUCCAUCUUGAGGAAUAUGCGUCAGAAGGCCUACGUACUCUUUGUCUAGCCGUGCGAGAAAUUCCCGACCAUGAAUUCCAGGAGUGGAUAUCCAUUUUCGAGAAGGCACAGACGACUAUGGGUGGUAACAGAGCCGAAGAACUUGACAAGGCUGCCGAGCUGAUCGAACAUGACUUCUACCUAUUGGGUGCAACUGCCAUCGAAGAUCGUUUACAAGACGGUGUGCCCGAGACGAUCCAUACCCUACAACAGGCCAACAUCAAAGUUUGGGUUCUGACUGGUGAUCGACAAGAAACAGCCAUCAAUAUCGGCAUGAGCUCCAAGCUCCUUAGUGAAGACAUGACACUGUUGAUUGUCAAUGAAGAAAAUGCCGCAGCAACCCGCGACAAUAUUCAAAAGAAGCUCGAAGCCAUCCACAGCAAUGCUGAGGGUCAAAUCGAGAUGGAUACACUCGCGCUUGUCAUUGAUGGCAAAUCGCUCACAUAUGCUCUCGAGAAGGACAUGGAAAAACAGUUCUACGAUCUUGCUGUUAUGUGCAAGGCUGUGAUCUGCUGCCGUGUCUCGCCCCUACAAAAGUCUCUGGUUGUGAAAUUGGUCAAAAAGUAUACAGACGAAAUCACGUUGGCUAUCGGCGAUGGAGCCAACGAUGUCUCGAUGAUUCAAGCCGCGCACAUCGGUGUUGGCAUUAGUGGUGAAGAAGGUCUUCAGGCGGCGCGAAGCGCAGAUAUCUCAAUUGCUCAAUUCAGGUUCCUCCGCAAGCUCACUCUCGUUCACGGCGCUUGGAGCUAUCAACGUGUUAGCAGAGCCAUUCUGUUCUCAUUUUACAAGAAUAUCACCUUGUACAUGACACAGUUCUGGUACACUUUCCAAAACGUCUUCUCCGGUGAGGUUAUCUACGAGUCAUGGACGCUGUCCUUUUACAACGUCUUCUACACCGUGCUGCCACCACUGGUUAUCGGUAUCCUGGAUCAAUUCAUCUCCGCACGUCUUCUCGACCGCUACCCGCAGCUUUACUCGAUUGGUCAGGAGAACCAAUUUUUCAAGGUUAGGGUUUUUGUGAACUGGAUCCUCAAUGCCUUCUAUCACUCGAUUAUCUUGUACAUUGGGAGUGAGUUGAUUUGGUAUGGCGACACCAUAUUGAAUGACGGAACGACAGCCGGCCACUGGGUUUGGGGAACAGCCCUCUACGGGGCUGUCCUUGCUACUGUUCUCGGAAAGGCUGGGCUUAUCACGAACAACUGGACCAAAUACCAUGUUCUCUCGAUUCCAGGAAGUAUGGCGAUCUGGUUCGUUUUUGUCGCCGUCUACGCUUACGUGGCUCCCAAAUUGGGUUUCUCGACGGAGUACGAUGGUCUCGUACCGAAAUUAUUCACAUCUCCAGUUUUCUACCUGCAGCUGGUUGUUCUGCCAUGCGUAUGCCUGCUUAGAGACUUCUCCUGGAAGUAUGGGAAGCGCAUGUACAGGCCGCAAACAUACCAUCACAUCCAGGAAAUCCAAAAAUACAACAUCCAAGACUACAGGCCGAGAAUGGAACAGUUCCAGAAAGCCAUCAGAAAAGUACGACAAGUACAGAGAAUGCGAAAGCAACGCGGAUAUGCCUUUUCGCAAGCAGAUGAAAGUCAAACGCGCGUCAUCAACGCGUACGAUACCACAAGAGUUCGUGGUCGGUAUGGAGAAAUGCCGGCCUCGUCAGACAGAUCAUGA
Messenger RNA from Truncatella angustata, 4512 nucleotides. RefSeq lists its product as uncharacterized. Gene Ontology annotation, biological process: endocytic recycling; phospholipid translocation; intracellular protein transport. The coding region runs from base 460 to 4512 and encodes 1350 amino acids. Gene Ontology annotation, cellular component: plasma membrane. The transcript is spliced from 3 exons. The record is from RefSeq and is a predicted model, not a curated record. NCBI's taxonomy places the organism in Eukaryota, Fungi, Ascomycota, Sordariomycetes, Amphisphaeriales, Sporocadaceae. Gene Ontology annotation, molecular function: ATP hydrolysis activity; ATP binding; ATPase-coupled intramembrane lipid carrier activity.